AUGGCUGCCACAGCCAAUGGUACAGCUCCUGCUGCCAAUGGCACAGAGAAUGGCCCCGGCGAUUUCAAGCUCAAGUUCUGCACCGUUUGUGCCAGCAACCAGAACCGUUCCAUGGAAGCCCACCUACGACUAUCCCAAGCAAACUACCCCGUAAUCUCCUUCGGUACAGGCUCACUUGUGCGCCUUCCCGGGCCGACCAUCACCCAGCCCAACGUAUACCAGUUCAACAAGACGUCAUAUGAUAGUAUGUACAAAGAACUUGAGUCCAAGGACUCAAGACUGUACAAGAACAAUGGCAUUUUGAACAUGCUCUCGAGAAAUCGAGGAGUGAAGUGGGGACCAGAGCGCUGGCAGGACUGGGCUAUUGGCGUUCCACGACUCAAACACACGACCGACCGUGGCAGUGAGGGUAGCGAAGGUGGCGUCGUCGACGUUGUCUUCACGUGCGAGGAGCGCUGCUGGGACGCCGUUGUGGAUGACCUUAUGAAUCGAGGUUCACCCCUUAACCGACCUGUUCAUGUUAUCAAUGUAGAAAUCAAGGAUAACCAUGAGGAGGCGCACAUCGGUGGCCAGGGCAUCUUAGACCUCGCUAACUCGCUCAACGCCGCUGCCAAGGAGGAGCGCGAAGCCGCGGGAGCGAACGCCUUUGACAUGGGCAGUGCCGCGAGUCGUGCCGCAUUCGAUGAGCGCGUACCGGAUAUUAUUGCCGCAUGGCAGGAGAGAUGGCCAAAUUUGCCAUGCACGUGGACACUGGCGUGGUUCUAG
This is a messenger RNA of Beauveria bassiana ARSEF 2860, 765 nucleotides long. Its product is annotated as Ssu72-like protein. Bases 1 to 765 code for a protein of 254 amino acids. Gene Ontology annotation, cellular component: nucleus; mRNA cleavage and polyadenylation specificity factor complex. The transcript is spliced from 2 exons. Gene Ontology annotation, molecular function: RNA polymerase II CTD heptapeptide repeat phosphatase activity. NCBI's taxonomy places the organism in Eukaryota, Fungi, Ascomycota, Sordariomycetes, Hypocreales, Cordycipitaceae. The record is from RefSeq and is a predicted model, not a curated record. Gene Ontology annotation, biological process: termination of RNA polymerase II transcription.